Messenger RNA from Cladocopium goreaui, 3387 nucleotides. The record is from the annotation of a GenBank genome assembly. Lineage: Eukaryota; Dinophyceae; Suessiales; Symbiodiniaceae.
AUGGCGGUGAAGCGAAAGGGCUACGAGCUCUCACCGAUUUCGAUGCUGCUGGAGGAAUUCGAUGCCACCCAAAACCGUUUGGCGCGGGAGAAUCGCCUCAUGGAAAAGAGGCUGGCCAAGCAGGCUAAGCGGGAACGCGCCCAGAAGCUCCGAAAGCUGGCGGAACGCGCGAGAAGCGCGCACGAGCUGGCCAAGAGUGAGGACAAAUGCCCCAGCCCUGGCAGCCGCGUGAUUCAGAUCGAAACAGCCCCGCUCUUCGAGACCACCAUGUCCAACUCCUGUCAUGAUUCCGUGGCCGACACGGCCAGGGAUCCCUCCACCUCCCCUGACUCGGUGAACUUCCGCCUGAGCCAACAGUGGCGUCACAAGGAUUCGCGCUUGGACAAGGUUUCCAACUCCAACCACAGUGGUGAACUGGAGAUGCGCAUGGGCAUGAUGGAACGGAACGUGUUGAGACACCAGGUAAGUUUUUUGGAGCAACUGUGGAGUGCCAUCAAGAGGAUCAGGCUUCCAAUGAAUCCAAACAGCACAGUGCGAUUAGUUUGGGACUUCGUGGGGCUUUUUCUCAUCUCCUGGGAUGUGCUCUACAUCCCCUUCGAGUUGGCCUUUGACCCGGAAGAGAAUCCCUUCAUCGUCGUGGUGGGCUGGAUCAUCCUCCUGUACUGGACCUGCGAUGUCGUAAUGAGCAACUUGGUGGGCUUCUACGAAGAAGGGGAGUUGGUCAUGAACCAACGGCGCAUCAUUCUGAGAUACUUGAGGACUUGGUUCCUCAUCGACUUGAUCGUGCUGGGACCCGAUUGGUUCCUUCGCCUUUGGACGGGGAGCAGUGGAGGCGAUCCGGGCAUGGCCAUUCAGAACCGGAGCAGCAGCGAAGGAGAGAUGGAAGAUGUGGCAAAUGCCUUGCGCAGCAUCCGUGUGCUGCGUGUGGUCCGAUUGCUGCGUCUGCUCAAAGUGCAGCGGCUCAUGAAUCUGGUUUAUGACAUCUUGGAUAGCGAGUACAUCUUCAUUCUCUUCACCCUCUUAAAGCUGACAUGCCUCAUCAGCGUGCUGAACCACGUGAUUGCCUGCAUGUGGUACGGCGUAGGCUAUAUCACCAUGGAGAACAACGAGAGGAAUUGGCUGGAGAACACCAACUGGAAAGAGGAUAAAGAGUCCAGGGUCAUUGAUUGCAGCAUGGUGUAUCAAUACACCACAGCACUGCACUGGAGUUUGACUCAGUUCACGCCAGCCUCCAUGGAUUCCUUUGCGAGGAAUGUGCCUGAAAGGAUUCUAAGCAUUGUCGUUGUCUUUUUUGCUCUCAUUGGCUUUUCGUCCAUCGUGGGCAGCGUGACCAACUCUGUUGCGCAACUUCAGGCAUUGCAUGGGAAUUCGCGCAGACAGUUCUGGCUCCUGCGGAAAUACCUCAAUGAGAAGGGGAUCUACGAACCCACGCGCACACGGUUGUUUUCCUUCCUGGAACAUGAAGUUGAGCGCCGGCGCAAGGACAUCAAGGAGGAAGACGUGAGGUGCGGGGUUUGUGGGCUCAACGGGCACCGCAGUGGCGGGAAGCGCAUCUUUGGACACCUGCUCAACAUUACCACCUCGCCCGCAUCAAAUUUCGGAUACAUCUUCCGAAGUGCCGCUGGGGUCUGGAAAAGCAACCAACAUCCCAAGUUGACGCUGGCAGAUGCCGGAGUGAAAAACACAGGUGACAUGGUCCAGUUCAUGGGUGACUUCGAACCCUUCACUCCUGCGCCCGUGGUACCCGGGGCUGUGGUCGAACUGCAGAUGAUGCUGAUCGGCAAAGGCAAGACCUCCAACGUGACAGGCAAAGCCACACUCGACAAGUGCGUGUGGGAACUUGGCUAUGAGGUCGGAUUGCAACGAGCCUCCGAGACUGCCGACGGAUGUGGGUUUGCAUUCGGAUCCAAGCAAUGGAACAGCAAGCAGCAUCCCAAUCUCACCCUGGCCGAUGCAGGUGUCCGCAACCACGGCGACACCAUCGCCUUCCUGGGCGACUUCGGCCCUGUGGCGCCCAGCAGCCCCGGCCUCGCAUCCACCGCGGCGCCGGCGACGCCGCCCAGCGCCCCGGCCUCGCCGCCGCUGGCACCGGUGCCGCCACCAACGGGCGCGGGACCAGUGGUGGAUUUGAAGGUGACCGUUGAUGCCUUGAGCAAGAGCGUCACCAAGAUCUGCAGAACAGGCCUUGAGAAGUGCGUUUGGACCUUGGGACAGGAUGCCGGCACCGCCAUGCUGACCUGUCCAGCCUCCAAUGGAGUGGUCUUCAGCUAUGCUGGACGUCAGUGGAGAAGCAACCAGCAUCCCCAGCUCACCUUGGCUGAGGCAGGCGUCCACCAGGGCGGCGAAGCCAUCCUCUUCCUGGCAGACUUCCAACCGCUGCCGGGCGCAACGAAGUCCUGUGGCGAGGUCGUGGAGCUGACGGUGACGUUGCUGGACAAGAGCAAGAGCUGGAGCAAAACCGCCAAGGCGCCGCUGGAGAGGUCUGUCUGGAUCUUUGGGCAGGAAGUGGGAAUGCGCGGCUUGACCACUGGGCCACUGUCCAAUUAUGGAUAUGUCUUCAGAUGCGGUGGCACUGAAUGGAGAAGCAACCAACAUCCCAACCUGACGCUGGCAGAGGCCGGAGUGACCAACGGCGCCACCGUGGAAUUCCUGGGCGAUUUCGAACCUCCAGCAGCUGCAAAGCAGCCGAGUCAGUUGGUGGAGGUGCACGUUGCGCUGCAGAGCAAGGACAAGACGGACACAUCGACGCACAAAACCUCGUUGGACAAAGGCUUCUGGGGCGGCUGGGCAAAGGUGUUUGGAGGUUUGGUGAAGAAGCGGGAGUGCAAAAGGCUCCUGUCGUUGCUCAGCAGUCCAUUGCAGAACCUCCUGGCCUACGAGUUGCACCGUGGACCCAUGACAGGUCACCCCUUCUUCAGCCUGCUGGACCAACAUAUGCAGCCGGUGAUGUACAGCUUGUGCCAUACGGCCAUGAAGUUCAAGCACUUCGCGAUGGAGGACAUGUGUUUCGUGGAGGCCGAAGGAGGCAAGUUCAUGUGGGUCCUCAUUGAGGGCUCCUUCUCGUACAUCCGUGCAGCGAACUUGUACAAAUUGAGCACCCCGGGCACCUGGUUGUCGGAACCGGUGCUUUGGACGUCAUGGUGGCAUCGUGGCAAUUUGGAGGCUGCGAGCACCAGUGGACAGUUAGCCUUCGUAUCGCCCUCGGCCAUGGUAAACUGCUUCAAGUCACAUCCUCGUCCUUGGUUUUACGCCAGGACGUAUGCCAUGAAGUAUGUCAGGGUGCUGAACCGCAUGUCUGUGGCACGCUUGAGUGACAUUCACACCGUGGAGGAGGAAGAGGUCAAAGUCAUGGCGGCGGAGAGUGCUGAGCUCCAGAAGAUGUCGUAA